Messenger RNA from Bombus terrestris (buff-tailed bumblebee), 1978 nucleotides. Its product is annotated as ornithine decarboxylase 2-like. NCBI's taxonomy places the organism in Eukaryota, Metazoa, Arthropoda, Insecta, Hymenoptera, Apidae. Gene Ontology annotation, molecular function: ornithine decarboxylase activity. The coding region runs from base 499 to 1737 and encodes 412 amino acids. The record is from RefSeq and is a predicted model, not a curated record. Gene Ontology annotation, cellular component: cytoplasm. The transcript has 7 exons.
GAAGAUACGUAUACCUUGUUAAACAGAAACAGUAGUCAAAACUAAAUAACGUGCAAGGAUAUAUAACUUAUUACGUCAGCUAUCAAAUAAUAUCAUCUUCAUCGUAUAUACCUAUAUAAAUUAGUAGCUAACAGUGAUGUUCCCUCAUAGUUUUCCUUCAUAGUUGAUCAGUUAAGCUAAGUAAUUGAUCAGUUAAGCUAAUUCUAAUCUUUCAGAUAUUAAUUUUUAUUUGCGAUACCAUUCAUUUCACAGUUCUUAUUUGUAGUAAUUCCUCUUCAAAAUUGUUACUACCAAUAAUUGCACUUUUUUCGUUUUACAUCAUCAUACAAAUGGUAUUCAAGUCCUUAAAGUCAAAGGAAAAUUAUUGAACAAUUUGUGAACCAAAUCAAAUAUAUAUCCGGAAGGAGAUAAUUUUAUCGUUAUGUCGUAACUUAAUGUAAAGGAAAUUUCCGUUUUUCCAGAGUACACAACAUCCAGGGAAAAUUCGAAUCUAUUAAGAUGUCAUACUUGAUUUAUGAUGAAGUGAAAGUAUUUGAAGAUACGGACGAAACUACAGACAUAAUCAAAAAUUUUAUUAAAACAGAGCAUGAAUCAACGGAAGAACCGUUCUGUGUUCUUGAUGUUGCUGACGUGAUGCAGAAACAUCAAAAUUGGAUCGCGAAGAUGCCAAGAAUUGUUCCAUACUAUGCCGUCAAGUGCAAUGCCGAUCCGUUUCUCCUAAAGAUUUUAGCAGUUCUGAAUGUCAAUUUCGAUUGUGCAUCCCAACAAGAAAUACGAAUGGUAAUGAAACUAGGAGUGUCUCCAAAUAGGAUAAUCUUUGCGAAUCCGGCUAAAUGGACCACCCAUAUUAAAUUUGCCAAAAUGAUGAAUGUAGAAAAAAUGACCGCCGACAGCGAGAUGGAAAUCAUUAAGAUAAAGGACAUUUUUCCGGAAGCGAAAGUAAUCAUUCGUAUUCGAUGUGACGCUAAAAAUGUUCUGGUAUCACUUGGAACAAAAUUCGGUUGCGAUCCGGACGAAGAAGCAGUUCGAUUGAUACAUUUGACAAAAAGUUUUGGUUUAAAAUUAUGGGGCUUUAGUUUCCAUGUCGGCAGUCUAUGUUCUGAAUCAGACGCUUACGUUAAAGGGAUCAGAACGUGUAAGAAACUAAUCUCGAUUGCUAAAGAAAUUGGAUGUAAAGACGUUCGAUUGAUCGAUAUCGGCGGUGGAUUUCCUGGUAACAAAGGAUACUCUAUCGACGAGGUUGCAAGAUGUAUUAACAACGAGAUCGAGGACAUCGACCCGAGUAUCUCGAUCAUCAGCGAGCCGGGACAAUAUUAUGCAACAUCGGCAUAUGCUUUGGUGUCACUCGUGCACACAAAGAAGGUUGUUCGUCAGGCGGAUGGAAUGGUUAGAAUGUAUUAUAUGAAUUGUGGAGUGUACAACGGUUUUAUAGAGGAAAUGUUGAACUUAAAAGAGAGACUACCGAUACCGGUGCAUAAGCUCGCGAACGAUGCGAAAUUCCUUUCAUACGUUUGGGGUCCUACCUUAGACUCUAUGGAUUGUAUCUUGAAAAAUGUAAUGCUGCCAGAAUUUCACCAAGGUGAUUGGCUAGCCUGGAUGGAUAUUGGAUCCUAUAGCAUAUGUCUCAGUACUUCAUUCAAUGGUUUUGCACCGCCUAAAGUACAUCCGUAUGCCAGAAAAAGCCAAUGGAAAAAGUUUAUUGAUUACACAAAGAGAAUGCAAAAAUCGCAGGAAUAACGGAGUGGAAAAUAGACUAAUAAAGACCAGUCAAUAACGAUAUGGCUAGAUAUUAUUUCGAACUUAAAUUUGCUUAUAAAAUUAUUUAUUGAAUUACAAUACUUAUAUGAUAUAUUUGUUUUGUUAUAAAUAUCGUAAUAUAUUACAUUCUUCAGUUUUAAAUGUAUGAAAAAAAAGUAUUUUGUUGGAAUCAUAACGUACUAUCUUAAUUAUGUACAUUAAUUAAUGUGACUAAUGUAUG